Messenger RNA from Purpureocillium lilacinum, 2475 nucleotides. RefSeq names its product vacuolar sorting protein VPS33/slp1. Gene Ontology annotation, molecular function: syntaxin binding. The record is from RefSeq and is a predicted model, not a curated record. Gene Ontology annotation, biological process: vesicle-mediated transport; intracellular protein transport. NCBI's taxonomy places the organism in Eukaryota, Fungi, Ascomycota, Sordariomycetes, Hypocreales, Ophiocordycipitaceae. Gene Ontology annotation, cellular component: plasma membrane; secretory granule.
AUGGGGCUGUCCGUGAUCCAAGAGCAGCACGAUGUCAUUAUCCAGGAGAUCAAGAACAUUACCCAGGGCGACUGGAAAUGCCUGAUUGUCGACGAGACAUCCAGGAAGAUCCUGGAUAAUGCAGUCAAGGAGGAUGAUAUCCUCAACAACAACAUCGCCACCAUCGAGCGCAUCGAGAAUCGCCGCGAGCCGAACCCCGAGAUGGAUGCCAUAUACCUGCUCUCGCCCGAGCCCCAUAUUGUCGACUGCCUCCUCGCUGACUUCGAGCGGCGGCGGUACCGCAGGGCCUUCCUGGUCUGGACCAACCUCCUAGACCCCAACCUGCGGAGGCGCAUCGACGAUUUCCCCGGCGUCAGGCAGCUGCGCGCGAGCUCCAAGACGCUCUUUAUCGACUUCUACCCUAGAGAGUCGCAUCUGAUCACGUUUCGCGAUCCCUGGAGCUUCCCGAUGCUCUACCACCCGUCGUGCAACUCGCUUGUCCCGAAGCACAUGCAGCAGCUGGCGCAAAGAAUUGCUGGCAUUUGCAUAACCAUGGGUGAAUAUCCCAAAGUGCGGUACUACCGACCGAAAAACGCCAUCCAUGAGGCAAGCGUACUGUGUUCGCACCUGGCACGAUUCGUGCAGGAAGAGCUCGACGGAUACGCACACUGGGACCCCAACUUCCCACCACCCUCGAACCGACCGCAAGCAAAUCUCAUAAUCACAGACCGGUCCAUGGACCUGAUGGCACCGUUGAUACACGAAUUUACCUACCAAGCCAUGGCGGCAGAUCUCCUUCCCAUCAAGGACGGCGACAAGGUCACAUUUCAUACGACCGUCAACGCAGGAACGCCAGAGGCCCAGGAAAAGGAUAUGGAGCUGAGCGAAAAGGACAAGAUCUGGGUCGACAAUAGGCACCGGCACAUGAAGGACACCAUCGACAAGCUCAUGGGAGACUUUCAAAAGUUCCUCGACCAGAACCCUCACUUCACCAACGAGAAUGCCGACGCCACGAACCUCAAUACCAUCAGAGACAUGUUGGCAGGUCUGCCGCAGUUUCAAGAGAUGAAGGAAGCAUACUCGCUCCACCUGACCAUGGCGCAAGAGUGUAUGAACAUAUUCCAGCACAACAAGCUCCCGGACAUUGCCUCGAUUGAACAGACCAUGUCCACCGGCCUGGACGAGGACUUCAGAAAACCCAAGAACGUUUGCGAGUCCGUCGUCCGGCUGUUGGACGACGACGCCAUCAUGCCGUCAGACCGACUUCGGCUCGUCAUUAUCUACGUGCUGUAUCGCGGCGGCGUCAUCAUGGAGGACAUCCAGAAACUGCUGAUCCACGCGUCUCUGCCCCCACAGGAUGCAGAAGUUGCGGCAAACAUGGAGUUGCUCGGCGGCAAGACCUCACAUGUGUUGAAAGAGCCGAGACAAAUUCCGCCGCCACUGUUCCCCCGGGACCCCAAGGCACCACAGCCGAGUGAGGAGUACAGUCUUUCACGUUUUGAGCCGGUCUUAAAGUCAAUGCUGGACGCUCUUGCGAGAGGAGCCCUGGAUCAGACAGUGUUUCCCUACGUCAAGCCACCGAUGGACCCGAAUGAAGACCUUUUGGUCGCUCAAGGGGGUUCCCUCCGCGCUGGCCGGCCGAACUGGGCAGCAGCCGGACGACGUCCUCCAGAGAACCGACAGCGCAUCUUCGUCUUCAUGGCUGGUGGCGCGACAUACAGCGAGAGCCGUGCAUGCUACGAGAUUGGCAACCUGCGCAGCCGGGACAUCAUCCUCGCUACUUCCCACAUGCUCACGCCCCAGCUCUUCAUCCGUCAGGUCAGCGACCUAAGCCGCGACAAGCGACAACUCGAUCUCCCCAUGGAGCGACCCAAGCCUCGCGCCCCUGCGCAUCUGUUUGAGCGCCCUGCUCCUCCUCCAGGACCAGGCGCUGUCGGCGGUGGCGGUGCACCCCAGCGUAUGGGUGCCGGACCCGGUAGACCGGCCACGUCUGGGCUGCCCACUCGGCCGGGUCCAGGCCCCGCCCCCGUUCCGCCGACGCCGGCCAUGGGCGCCAUGAGCCUCAACGCCCCUGGCUCACGGCCCAAGUCCGCGGCUGCCCCGGAGCCGCCGAAGCACGACGACGGCAAGCUGCACAAGGAGAAGAAGCGGAGGAACUUUUUGGGUAUGGGCGCGGACGGAGACGCGGACAAGGAUGGAGGCGCAGACAAGGACACAGGCGAAUGCAAGGACUUGAGCGCAGACAUGGACAUGACCGCAAACAAGGACAUGGAUGCAGUCAAGGACGCGGGCUGUGAUGCGGACGAGAAAGACGCAGCUCCUGGCUUACGCAAUACUCGCAGCGGUGGGAAAAGGCUCUCGCUGUCGUCGUCGCUCUCAUUCCGCCGCAGGCUCAGCGAGCAGCUCCCGCCGGAGCGCCUGGAGAGGAGUGAUUCCAAGCUCAAGCGCAUUUCCAAGCUUAUUCGCAGCGGCUCGACCGCCUUGCCGACUCCGUGA